AGACGCGGUAAACGCCCCCGGAGAAAACACGGCUGAGUCAUCCUGCUAGCGUCUCCAGCUGUGCAAAAUCAGGCCGCAAAAGCGGCGUUUUGCCCCUCAUCGUCGGUCUCCAUCCAGACGCUCGAUCUCUGCAAUAUCCCCCGGGAGAUCCUUUCCGCUCACUCGCGUUCCGUCUCGCUGUUGCUUGUGUCUGUCUUUUCAUUCGGCUACUCAAGAUGGCUGACCAGACCCCGGACUCCUGGGAGGAUGAGCUCUCCAAGCAGACGGAGGGCGUUAGCCUGAACAACGCACAAUCGCGGCCACAGCCUCAAGCGCCGACGUUUCGCCCUGGAGCAGCAUCUUUCCAACCUGGAGCUGCUUCCUUCACUCCUGGACAGCAGUACUACGGCGGCUAUCCACAGUACGGGCAACAGGCCUACGGCGGUUAUCCCAACUACGAUCAACAGCAGGCUUAUGGCCAGUAUGGUGCGUAUGCCCAGCAGCCCGGAGGCUAUAACCAGGGAUACAACUAUGGUGGUUACAAUGCCGGAUAUCAGCAGCAGCAGCAGCCUGCUCAGCUGGCCCGUCAGGCUGCGCCCGCUGCCGCCCCUGCGGCACAACCGACCCCGGCUACCGCGAAGCCCGCUGUGAACACGACGUCCGCUGCCCCUCCGAAGGCGAAAGUGCUAUCCAUUGGUGGUGAUGCGGCAUCUGCUCCCAAGACUAAGGUUCUGUCGAUUGGCGGUGAUGCGGCUUCUGCCCCGAAGACCAAGGUCCUCUCCAUCGGGACUUCCCCCGCGACGAACAACACCUCUCCAGGAGAUACAAAGGGCACUGCUGCCGCUGAAGCUGGUUCCAAGGUAACUGCAGCAAAGGCUAUCGAGAAGACGGAGAAGAAGGCGGACCAGAAGGCAGCGGCAAGCGGCAAGACCUCUCCUGUUCCCUCCUCCGGCCGAUCAAGCCCUGGCCGUUCCAGUCCUUCUCGAAGCGAGCUCACUCGUGCGGCCCGCGCCGCUGAUGCUGUUGCCAGGGAACAGCAGGCUGAUGUCGAUGAGGAAACCUUGAAGGAAAUCUAUGGUGAGAAGAGAGAGCAUGUCAACCUCGUUUUCAUUGGACACGUCGAUGCUGGAAAGUCGACCUUGGGCGGUUCCAUCCUGUACACUACCGGAAUGGUUGACGAGCGAACAUUGGAAAAGUACAGGAGGGAUGCCAAGGAAGCCGGACGUGAGACCUGGUAUCUGUCCUGGGCUCUGGAUCUCACCAACGAAGAACGUGCGAAGGGAAAGACCGUGGAAGUUGGCCGUGCCUUCUUCAAGCUCACCGUGGACUCUCCAGACGGCCCUAUUACUCGUGAAUUCACUAUUCUGGAUGCUCCCGGACACAAGUCGUAUGUGCCAAACAUGAUUGGUGGUGCGUCGCAGGCUGAUGUUGGUGUCCUGGUCAUCUCUGCCCGUAAGGGUGAGUACGAGACUGGUUUCGAGCGUGGAGGUCAGACUCGUGAGCACGCAUUGCUGGCGCGCAACACUGGUGUGAAGAAGAUCAUCGUUGUCGUCAACAAGAUGGAUGACGCCACUGUCGAAUGGAGCAAGGCUCGGUAUGAUGAAUGUACGACCAAGGUUAGAAAGUUCCUGGAGGCACUUGGAUACACCAAGGAUGACCUCUUCUUCAUGCCCAUUUCUGCCCAGACGACUCUGGGUAUUAAGGACCGUGUGCCUAAGGAUCUUGUGCCGUGGUAUGACGGCCCGUCUCUGCUGGAGUUCCUGGGUCAAAUGAAGAUGCCCGAGCGUAAGAUCAAUGCGCCUUUCAUGAUGCCAGUCAGCGCCAAAUACCGAGACAUGGGAACCAUGAUUGAGGGUCGCAUUGAGUCCGGUGUCAUUAAGAAGACUGGUACUUACCUGAUGAUGCCAAACCGCGAUGAGGUGCAGAUUGCUGCCCUCUAUGGAGAGACUGAAGACGAGAUCCAGACCGCCACAUGCGGUGACCAGAUCCGAGCCCGUCUGCGAGGUUUGGAGGAGGAGGAUAUCCUGCCUGGUUUCGUGCUGUGCUCUCCCAAGCGCCCUGUCCACUGUGUACGUGCCUUCGAAGCCAAGAUCAGGAUUCUUGAGCUCAAGAGCAUUCUAUCGGCCGGUUUCAACUGCGUUCUGCAUGUGCACUCCGCCAUCGAAGAGGUUACCUUCGCAGCCUUGCUGCACAAGCUCGAACCUGGCACUGGACGCAAGAGUAAGCGCCCGCCGCCAUUCGCCAGCAAGGGCCAGACCAUCAUUGCUCGUCUGGAAGUGACGGGUGCAGCUGGCGCUGUCUGUGUGGAGCGAUUCGAGGACUACCAGCAGCUGGGUCGGUUCACCCUCCGUGACCAGGUAUGAAGACUAUUACUCCCCUCUUAAUUGCUAUGUUCAAUUUGGCUGACGCGAUAUAACAGGGACAAACAAUCGCUAUUGG
Paecilomyces variotii is the source of this 2418-nucleotide messenger RNA. Its product is annotated as putative translation release factor eRF3. Gene Ontology annotation, molecular function: GTPase activity; translation release factor activity; GTP binding. Lineage: Eukaryota; Fungi; Ascomycota; Eurotiomycetes; Eurotiales; Thermoascaceae. The record is from RefSeq and is a predicted model, not a curated record. Bases 216 to 2342 code for a protein of 708 amino acids. The transcript has a single exon. Gene Ontology annotation, cellular component: translation release factor complex. Gene Ontology annotation, biological process: translational termination; translation; nuclear-transcribed mRNA catabolic process, deadenylation-dependent decay.